AUGGGGGUUGCCGGCCUCCAGAACCCAAACAUCUUAGAUGAAUACAAAACCCUAAAAGAAAACUACGCAGACAAACUUAAACAGACCUCAACAGAAAGCUUUAGAUCAUUUUGCUCCCUCCAAACAAAAGAAAAUGUCUGGUCACUGACAAACAGACUAUUAAAAUCACGAGGAUUCAACCCACCACCUCAAACGUUACGCAGGAAAAAUAACACGUACACCACCACGGCACAAGAAACCGCGCAGGAAUUGCUUAAACACUUUUACCCAGACGACGGGCCCGACACCGAUCCUACACAUAUUCAAACUCGCGUCACGUCGAACAAUAUACCCAACACCCAAGAUGACCCAGAAUUUAGCCAGGAAGAGGUUCUAGAGACCCUCCGUCAAAUGAACCCUAAUAAGGCUCCAGGCCACGACCACCUUACGAGCGACAUAUGCUCGAUGGUUGCAAGCCAAUAUCCUGGAUUAAUCACUAACAUACUGAACCGAUGUCUUUCACUAGCAUAUUUCCCAAGUACAUGGAAGAAAACCAUUGUAAAAGUCAUCCCUAAACCAUCAAAAACUGACUACACCGAUCUAUCAGCCUAUCGCCCAAUUGGUCUUAUACCAGUAUUUGGAAAAACGCUAGAAAAACUCUUUACUAAACGGCUCGUAUACUCUUCACAGCGGCAAAAAACACUCAACACUGAACAAUACGGAUUCACCCAACAAACAGGUACAACACAAGCCAUUCUCUCGAUAAUUAAUAAAGUCAAAGCAGCUAAGCAAAAACAUCAAGAAGUAUCAGUAGUUUCACUCGAUAUAAAGGCGGCAUUCGAUAACGCGUGGUGGCCAGCUAUCCUUAGCGGUCUUAGGGACGUCGGAUGCCCCCUAAAUAUAUAUAAACUUAUUAAUAAUUAUCUCUCGGACCGCACCGUCAAUUUAACAAUAGGCGAACACACUACCAGCAAAACCAAUAACAAAGGCUGUAUACAGGGUUCGGCAUGUGGACCCGUUCUGUGGAAUAUUCUGAUCAAUAAAUUACUCAACACCAGAUUUCCGCCCGGGUGCCACCUACAAGCUUUCGCAGACGACGUAGUGCUGCUGGCCACAGCAUCAGACACAGACACUCUACAACGAAUCACGAACACUUCACUAGAUACCAUCUUUCAAUGGGGUAAAAGCGUAAAAUUAGAAUUCGGUCCAGAGAAAACACAAUUAAUUCACUUUUCAAAUAAAGCCCAAAAAACCCAAAUUAAAAUAAACAAUAUUACGUUAAAACCGGUAGAAACAAUAAAAUACUUAGGUGUCAUUAUUGAUCGCAGACUGACAUUUAAAAAUCACAUAAACUACAUCAUUCAAAAAUCACAAAACUUAUUUAACAAACUUUGCAAUUUUAUAAGACCCACUUGGGGCAUACAUUCUGAUAAUAUAAAAACAAUAUACCAUAUGGUCAUAGUCCCAACCAUCACAUACGCCGCGGGAGUCUGGGGCGACUCCGUAAAUAUAAAAACCUACAAAAACAAAAUCCUCUCAUUACAGCGAAUGUUUGCAAUCAAAGCCAUCCGCGGAUUCCGUACCAUCUCCCUAAACGCAGCCCUCGCGCUCGCAGAAUUUCUUCCAUUAGACAUAAAAAUAAAUGAAAUCCAAUGCAUCGAAAAAGCCCGCGUCGAGCACCAAACUCACUUAAUUCCAUCCGACAUCCCCAUCGAGACACCCACACACCCCUCACAACUCUUACACCCCUCGGUUCGCACAGGCAUCAGACACACAACAUAUAAAAACAACCUACACAAACACAUCAAACCCGCGCCCCACGACAUAUACACAGACGGAAGCAAACAAGAGAACGGAGAAACUGGAGCAGCAUUCAUUGUCCACUCGCCUAACACACACUUAACCAUACACACAUCAAAAAUUAAACUCCACCCCACGAGUAGCAUUUUUCAAGCCGAACUCCUCGCUAUUAAAGAGGCAUGCAAAUGGGCAACUAAAAAUAAUACCAGCUGCAUCAUACAUUCGGACUCACGAUCGGCACUGACGGCAUUAGAACAAAUAUCCAAUACCCACCCAUUAGUUAGCAGCAUACACCGGAUAUUACACCAAAACAAGCACACACAGAUACAGUUCAAAUGGGUUCGAGCCCAUACCGGUAUUGUAGGUAACGAGAAAGCAGAUGCCGCUGCUAAAGCAGCUUCCAAAGCCCAUAAGGCCCCUAAUUUCAUUAGUUGCCCCUUAUCACAUAUAAAACACAUUGCACGAUUAAAAUCCUACACCACUUGGGAAAAGAGGUACUUGGAGGAGCCCACGGGGGCAAGAACCAGCUUCCCUCCAGGGAGUCCGGGUUCGGCAGCCUCGCCGGGGAUCGCCCUCGGACGGGGGCAUCGGGGACGGAAGAGCGGGUCGCGGCAGAAGUGGACGGAACCACCCUACCUGGACCCUUUGGUCCCUUCUUCUUCGCCGCCGCAGCGGCCGCAGGAAGGUCCCUGCCUCUUCCGUCUGCCGCCAAUGGCGGCCUGA
Messenger RNA from Leptosia nina, 2502 nucleotides. The record is from the annotation of a GenBank genome assembly. NCBI's taxonomy places the organism in Eukaryota, Metazoa, Arthropoda, Insecta, Lepidoptera, Pieridae.